UUUAUAAUGAACAAAUACUUUAAAUAUACAUAUGUAAUAACAUUUAUAAUAAUUGGAUAUGUCAGAUGUGCUGACAAAUAUCCAGAUCAUCCAGAUGACGGAGAUGAUAGUGAUGAAGAGGAUAAUUUUCAAGUAAUCGUAAGAGGAAUUGAAAAUAUUCUUGAAGAUGAAGAUGAAGAUGAAAAAACUGCUGGAGAAUCAUUAGUUUCAGAUAGUAUCAUGAAACAUGGACUUGGACCUCUCACUGAUCAAGGUUAUAUAAAACCAGAUCAGUAUCAAUCAGCACCGUCUUAUCAACAAGAAGAUUUAACGGGAUAUGUAGAAACUGGAUGUGAUGAAGGAGCUGUUGGUUAUGACGCAGGAUAUAAACAAGAAUAUUAUUCAGAAGGUUAUGAACAGCAACAAGAAGAUAGUAGUUAUGAUCCCAAUUAUUAUACAGUAGCUGAAUCAACACCGUCUCAACCUACACAAGGGCCUAAAAUUGAAUCAAGUGUUCCGGAUUAUCACCCAGGUUCCGUAAAUGUUCCGCCUAUUUACACAUUUCCUAGGCCUCCUGUAAAUAUAGGUCCUAGAUAUAGACCUUUAAUACAUGGAGCUCCAACCUAUUUUGGACCACCUUAUUUACCACCAUAUUUUGCAAAUAUUGAUAAACUCAGAUUAUCUACUCCUGUACCUGGAAGCCUAUUAACAUCUCCUUAUUUACUCACUCAAGGUUCACAGGUUCAAACACAUCCCGUACAACAACCUCUACAACCAAUAGGGGAACCUAUUCAAGAAAAAGCUCCAUCUAAGAAAGCUAAGCAUGUUAAAAUAUGUGAAACAAUAACAUUCUUUACGAAGGAUUGUCACGAUGAUUAUGUUCCAAUGAAUGAAAGUGAGUAUAAAAUUACCUUGGAGAGCGAAAAUAUAGUGAAAUAUAAAUUCAAUGCAAGACUUGAAAUGAUAAUGUGUGACAAUGAAACUAUUUAUAUACAUAGAUGUGAUAAACCAUAUGCCACGUUUUUAACACAUAAUAAAAAUGUUUGUUCUUUUAUUAUCGCUCGUGAUGGAGGAUUUGUUUACAUUAAUUUCGUUAAUGGUAAGUGGAUAACCAAUGCGCGAAGAAAUAUGGAUAUUGUUAAAUUUUACAUACUUGAUUGUGAAGGUAAUGAUGUUGAGCUUACUGAUAAAGAUUAUCAUUUUGAUCUUAGUCCUAAUGGUUCAUUUAAAUAUAUAUUUAAGUCAAAAACAAAAUGCUAUAAAGUUGUGGCUGGAGGGGAUUUAAUUUGGAAAAAAAAUCCCGGUGAUGAUUUCCCACGUUCAGUGUCUGUUACCACUCGAUUAAAUGUCAUAAUUUUUACCCAUGGUGAAAGCUUUAUAUACCAAAAAAUUGAUAAAGGAUAUAAAAGAGUGCAUGAUAAAUAAUUUCAAAUAUAUAUAAAGAUUCGUAAACUUUUUAGUAGAUUCAGUUUAAUAUCCAAUAGACAUUAAAUUCUGGAUUAAUCUCUUAAAUAUUAACACACUGCAUUAAAAAAUAUUUUAAUAAAUAAACACAC
Theileria parva strain Muguga is the source of this 1535-nucleotide messenger RNA. Its product is annotated as SVSP family protein. Lineage: Eukaryota; Apicomplexa; Aconoidasida; Piroplasmida; Theileriidae. The transcript has a single exon. The record is from RefSeq and is a predicted model, not a curated record. The coding region runs from base 7 to 1404 and encodes 465 amino acids.